AUGGCAGAUAACCAUGGCGGUUCGGUGACAACACAAUCGGGUCAGGGCGGAGUUCGUCUAACUAAUCUGUUGAGGCAACUGUGGUCGUCAAACAUCACCUACAACCUCGCUGUCCUCCUACUCAAGGACUCACUCCUGUUCCAGUACCUUCGCUUCUCCAUCGAUGUCGGUUACCGUCGUGCAUGCUGGGCAUUGGGCACCAUCAUCACCGCCUACGGGGUGGCUGCUUUGUUUGUCAGCAUUUUCUCAUGCCAACCCAUCUCGUAUAGCUGGAACAGCAACGUCCCGGGCGGCAAGUGCAUAGAUUUCCUCACAUUCUGGUUGUUCAAUGCCUCCUUCAACUCGGCCACCGACAUCAUCGUCUGUGUGUUACCAACUCCGGUCCUGAGGGCUUUGCGAUUGCCUAGAAAGCAGCUGGGCAUUUUGGCUUGUAUAUUUCUGCUCGGCGCAUUUGUCUGCAUAGCAUCCAUUGUCCGGCUAUUUGCGGUGUACAGUGCGACAGUAAACAACCAAAACGACCCGGCCAUCGCAAUCUGGUCGGCCGUGGAGGUGAACAUUGGAAUCAUCUGUGCCUGUCUGCCGUCUCUCCGACACCCAGUAACCCAACUCUGGCCGCGCAUCCUGGCUCGACAUCAACGGCUGACGGCUCACGAGGCGUCGUCAGAAUCCCCCACCAGUAUCGGUCUGACCACGCGACCGAAAUAUCCUGACCCGAGCGUAAAGUGUCUCGACGAUGACCUGUCUCGAAGCAGCAGCCUUCAAAGCGAUGUUGAGAUCCCACCGAUAUCUCAACCCACGCAACCCGGCGCCGGUGCGAGGGAGAUUGCCGGUGUCGACGCUUCGAAGCCUCACAGCGUAAUCGGUACACAUGACCAGGCCGCUCCAGGCAGCACCACCGAUGCGCAUGUCUUUGCGCCUACCCACUGGAAAAGCAGUUCCCCAACGAUCUCGACCGUCACCGAAUUGGACGAGCCAACAGACGAACCCGACUCCGAGCCUGCAGACAGCACGCCAGACACCGCGAGACCUUUACCACUCCCACAACUGCUCACGGCCCCCUCACCGGCUGGGCGCCCGCUAGGUCCGCGUCCGCCUACACUACAAAAGCAGAUCGAGCCUCCAAGCCCUGCUCCGGCGCUGGCGCCGCCACCGCCGGUGGUGACGAGAAGCCACAAACGCAGCAAAUCCAAACGCAUGGGCCAAUCUUGCCCUGUGGUUCCUCUAGCUUGUAUUCCUGAAUCCAGCGCCUCCAAUACUCCGGAUUCCGAGGAUGGAUAUCAAGACGGAGCAGAACGUGACCGUCAUCAGAGCCAGGACGAGGAUCAGCAUGAUAAUGACCUCGCCCUCUCUCGAACCUCCAGCAGCCACCUCAAUCGCGAGCCGACAAUCGUCAUCCCACCGCAGCAAUAUUCACGUCCUCAACCGCCUGGAUCGCCCAGCUCGACAUACACCAGCACCUCCAUCACCACAGUUAGCAGCAACCGCAGCAGUAGCCAUCUCAUGCCAUGGGACCCAGAAUGGGACGGUCGUGCCAGCUACACUAGCAAAACGUACAGCUACGAGAUCCUCGGUGGGCCACAGGCGCUAGAAUCUACGUCGUCAGAUUCGGCGUCAGUGUCUGCGUCAGUGUCUGCGUCAGCAUUAGCGUCAGCGCCACAGUCGACGCUAUCUCCGACAGCAGCGUCGAGGCCGACCUCGCCCCUGGCAAAGGUGAAAUCGAUGGCAAUAUCAAAGAUAGCGGCAGCUGUCACAUCCCACGACCGAAACACCUUAGGGAUGAUACAUGAUUCGAACCAGGGCUUUGCUUCGUCUUCGGCCUCACCUUCAGGCUCCAAACAAGCGUCUCCUUCUAAAUUUGGUCCGAGACCGGCUCCGGCUCCGACGAGUCGUCCUGGUUCUGCUCGUCCAGACGCUGGCUCCGGUCUCGGUCUCGGUCUCGGUCUUGGGGUAGGCCUGGGCGUAGACCUCAGGUCAAGUGGGAAGUCGAAGUCGAAGUCUAACCAGACCUCGAAUCCGACUUCGACUCCGACUCCGAGGUCAGGCAUUGCCUCCCACACAACCAUGACCCCGAGUCCGAGUGCGAGUGUAGAGGUCGUCGGGACGGACAAAUAUACCCGCGAACAGGCACGGCGCGACCUAGAACGCGCGCGGCGCAAACAGCGUGAACACGAGCGCGAGCUCGAAAGGAUCCAGGAGCGCGAGAUGCAGAAGCAGAAGCGGAAGUGGAACCGUGGCGGGGACGGAGGUCAGAGUGAUGGUGAGAGUGGUGGUGAAAGGCCCCGAGGACCUCGAGAGAUGAGGUGA
Capronia epimyces CBS 606.96 is the source of this 2304-nucleotide messenger RNA. RefSeq lists its product as uncharacterized. The transcript has 2 exons. The coding region runs from base 1 to 2304 and encodes 767 amino acids. The record is from RefSeq and is a predicted model, not a curated record. NCBI's taxonomy places the organism in Eukaryota, Fungi, Ascomycota, Eurotiomycetes, Chaetothyriales, Herpotrichiellaceae.